Aspergillus homomorphus CBS 101889 is the source of this 2577-nucleotide messenger RNA. RefSeq names its product class I alpha-mannosidase 1A. Gene Ontology annotation, molecular function: mannosyl-oligosaccharide 1,2-alpha-mannosidase activity; calcium ion binding. The transcript is spliced from 3 exons. Bases 1 to 2577 code for a protein of 858 amino acids. Lineage: Eukaryota; Fungi; Ascomycota; Eurotiomycetes; Eurotiales; Aspergillaceae. The record is from RefSeq and is a predicted model, not a curated record. Gene Ontology annotation, cellular component: Golgi membrane; endoplasmic reticulum. Gene Ontology annotation, biological process: N-glycan processing; carbohydrate metabolic process.
AUGUUCCGAGCCCGGCGAUACCGGGUUCUCCUGGUGUUCGCAGCUAUCUUUGUUUUGGCCCUGGUUCAUUUUGCCGGUUCACGAGAACAAUCCUCUGCCAGUUGGCGUGCCUCGCCGCCGCCCGCCGAUCAGCGACCCGGCGCCUCAAUACCCAACCCGCCCGCCACUCCUGAGCAAGCCGCCCCUCUCUCCCCGGUCUCUCCUCCGUCCACCCAUGAAUACAAACCCGAGCAGUUCACCACUGAAGAGUCCAAGAACUCUGCACCGGAUGUCGCCGUAGAGGCGCCCCCGUCGACCUCGGCCGAACCUUCUCAACCAUCCGAGAAACCCACCACCGAGAAGGAUGGGGAGAACCGGAAAACCGCAGGACUUGGAGCACCACUCAAGGGACAAGGUAAAUUAGGUGGCGAAGCCCCCGAGGCAACAUGGACGCGCCCGCACUGGCAGAAGCUGCCCGAGCUCUUCCCCAUUCGGAGCGAGGACUUGAUCCGGUUGCCUUCGGGUCAGUCCAAGCCGCUCCCCAAACUGCAGGCGGAUUUCAAAGACGAAACCUCGGCCGAUAAGAUGACACGUCUCGAACGCUUGUCGGAGAUCAAGGCCGUCUUCGAGCGCGCCUGGACUGGAUAUAAGACGUCCGCCAUGGGACACGAUGAGAUUAAGCCCCUGCGCGGUGGAUUCCGGGACCCGUUUAACGGCUGGGGAGCGACGCUGGUGGACUCGUUGGAUACACUCUGGCUCAUGGACUUGAAAGAGGAGUUCUCGAUCGCAGUCGACUACGUGAAGACAAUUGACUUCAAUACUUCCAAGAGAGCCGAUAUCCCUCUCUUCGAAACUGUCAUUCGCUACCUGGGUGGGUUGAUCAGUGCUUAUGAUGUCUCGGGACAUAAGUAUAAUGUCCUGCUGGAGAAGGCUGUGGAACUGGCCGAGGUUCUGAUGGGUGCAUUUGACACACCCAAUCGUAUGCCUUCGCUUAUGUACAAGUAUUCUGCGUCUCACUUGACUAGACCCCAUCAUGCCGAUAAGAAGGCCAUCUUAGCUGAAAUCGGCUCGCUCUCUGUGGAAUUCACGCGCCUGGCGCAAUUGACGAAAGAGAACAAAUAUUACGAUGCUAUUGCGCGCAUCACCAACGAGCUGGAGAAGCUUCAGGACCAGACCCAGUAUCCAGGACUGUGGCCCUUGAAGCUAGACGCCUCGGGAUGCCAAAAAGGGACCAAUGGCAACACCAAGGAGAACACCAAGGCUCGCCUUGAGCAGGAAUAUGCCCGCGACCGGCUUCCUGUGACUACGAGGACUUACUCCUCCAAGCCGCAUCCGACGAAACCGGCCCCGACGGACGCGCAGAGCUAUCAGGAUUUCUUCAAAAUCCAUGAUACGCGGUCUCUACACGAAGAUGCGCAGCCCGCGGAGUAUCCUGGCGCUGUGGCGCAAGGAUCCGGUAACUCGAACGUGGCUCCACCCGAAGCGCAGUGCACGGAGGGACUGGAUACGGCCACCAUAGAUAAGGAGAAGUACAGCCUGGGAGCUCUUGCUGACUCUACUUAUGAGUACCUGCCCAAGGAGUAUAUGCUCUUGGGUGGUCUCAAUGACCAGUACCGCUCGAUGUACGAAAAGGCCAUGAACACUAUUCGGCAGCAUCUCGUCUUCCAGCCUAUGAUCAAGGGUGGCUGGGACGUUCGGUUCCUGAGUACAGCGAUUAUCCCUAAGAACAAGCCAGGUCCUACGGUCAUGGAAUACCAAGGGGAUCAUCUGUCGUGCUUUCUCGGUGGAAUGGUCGGCAUUGGAGCCAAGCUCUUCGGGUUGAAUAAUGAUAUGGAUCUGGCUAAGCAACUAACCGAUGGCUGUGUGUGGGCGUACCAGUCUACUAAGACUGGUAUCAUGCCCGAGGAAUUUUCCCUCGUUCCAUGCAAAAAGGGCCAGCCCUGCGAAUGGGACGAGUCGGUCUACCACACCGCUUUGGAUCCAGACAUGCUGGAGCGCUUCGCCAGGGCGCAGGAGCGGAAAGAGCAGAAGGAAAAGGAAGAGGCAGCGGCAGCAAUGCAGGCCGAGACUGAAGUGGCUGACUUGAAGAAGAAAAAGACCCUGCUUGGCAAGCGUGAGCGAGGCAACUGGCAUGUCAUUGGAUUGGAAGACGAGACGGCAUCGAAAGAGCCGGAGCCAGAGCAACCUCCUCAGGAGGAAGAGGAGAAGGUGCCCUCGCACGAGGAGUUCGUGGCGACACGUAUCAGUAACGAACGCCUGCCUCCGGGGGUGACGAGGCUCAUCAACCGCAAGUACCUACUGCGGCCCGAGGCCAUCGAGUCUGUCUUCAUCAUGUACCGCCUCACCGGCGACGAGUCCUGGCGAAAGAAGGGUUGGGAGAUGUUCCAGGCAGUCUCGAAGUACACUCGGACCGAGUUCGCUAAUUCGGCGAUUGACGACGUCACCGUCGCUACUCCCCAAAUGACAGACGAGAUGCAGUCGUUCUGGCUCGCCGAGACGCUGAAGUACUUUUACCUUCUCUUCAGUGAUCCCACGGUCGUCAGUCUCGACGACUAUGUACUGAACACCGAAGCGCAUCCUCUGAGGCGCCCGAACUAA